This is a messenger RNA of Trichosurus vulpecula (common brushtail), 4730 nucleotides long. It is a transcript of the gene TMEM164, whose product is annotated as transmembrane protein 164. Lineage: Eukaryota; Metazoa; Chordata; Mammalia; Diprotodontia; Phalangeridae. The record is from RefSeq and is a predicted model, not a curated record. The transcript has 6 exons. Bases 376 to 1260 code for a protein of 294 amino acids.
UCCUUCCCUCCUCCGGGGCUCCCCAGCCCUCCCUCCUUGUCUGCCUGCUUGCUGCUUUCCCUCCAAGUGCAGUUGCCUCCUCCCCGGGACUCGAACACAUUGGCUUUUUGUCCUCUCCUUUCAGAUUGCUCGGGGAUCGGCAGCGCCCUUUGCUCCUACGGCUGGGACCCGGAGCCCUGAGACUUCGGGGGACUCUGGAAGCCCCCGGGCCCGUGGCCUGAAGCCUCCCAUGUGCCCCUUGGCUCGGACGUCCCAGUGACUCGAGGGGAGGGGUCGCCCUCCUAUGUGACGUCCAGCCGGCUCCUGAGCCUCACCGUUCUAGCCUAUUCCCGUUCGCUCCUGAGUAGUCAAGCAGAACUGCCCUAGAAGAGGACCAUGGCCAGGUACAGCCACCAGAGCCUCCUGGACUGGCUCUACGGGGGCGUGGACCCCAGCUUUGAAGGCAACGGGGGCCCCGACUGUGCCGCGUUCCUCUCGUGGAAGCAGCGGCUGCUGGAGAGCGGGGCCUUCCUGGCCCUGGCCGUGCUGGAGAUCCUAGUGGCCCUAUGGCAUCUCCUGUGGAAGCCCAAAGAGGACGGGGGAGGUCGAGGGGCCUGCCCCCGCCUCCCGCCGCCUCCGCCGGCCAAGGAGAGCCUCUUCAAGAACCUGCUCCUCGUGGCCCUGUGCCUGACCUUCGGCGUGGAGGUGGGCUUCAAAUUCGCCACCAAGACCGUCAUCUACCUGCUCAACCCCUGCCACCUGGUCACCAUGAUGCACAUCUUCCUGCUGGCCUGUCCUCCCUGUCCAGGUGUUGUGGUCCUCUUCAGGCUCCAAAUGCACAUGUUGAAUGGGGCUCUUCUUGCACUGCUUUUUCCCGUGGUGAACACUCGCCUGCUGCCCCUGGAGUUAGAAGUUUACUAUGUUCAACACAUCAUGCUCUACGUGGUGCCUGUCUAUCUGCUGUGGAAAGGAGGUGUCUACACUCCUGAGCCGCUCGGCAAUUUUUGGUGGGCCCUCCUGGCAACUGGCCUAAUGUUCUUCUAUCACUUCAGCAUCUUACAAUUCCUGGGCCUGGCCACCGAAGUGAAUCUGAACAACAUGCUCUGCCCGGCCAUUUCUGAUCCAUUCUAUGGCCCCUGGUACCGGAUCUGGGCCUCAGGCCACCAGACCCUCAUGACCAUGACCCAUGGCAAGCUGAUCAUUCUGCUGGCCUCCACUGCCAGGCCCAUGUUCAAGUACCUACUGGAUUUGCUCCACCUUCCAACCAAGAAAAUUGACUGAAGAGUUUGUUCUCCCCACUUGGAGAAUACUCCUUUCUUGAUGAUAUCAGGAAGGGGGGAUUGUGUGUGUUGUGUUUCUUUCUCUUCCUGUCCCCCUGCCCUCCCCCAUGGCUCAGGCCCCCGGGGCCCAUUUCUCUUUUUCCCCCCUCCUGGUGGCCUUACCAGGGGGGUGGCAGCUGAUUUCUCUUCAUGCAGGUGCUUUAGUGACAGCUCACUGAGGAAGGAAGGUGCUACAGCAGCAAAACCAUGAAAACACAUUGUUUCCACUGCCAGGGCCCCCCAGGCCUGUCCUCUUCUGUUAGCACAGCCCCCACCAUGGGCCCAUACCUCAUCUCUGUACCAGCAAUGAGCCCGGGGGAGCGGGGGAGGGGGGAGUUCCCGAAAUCACAGCCAAAGUAGGCACUGGACCAGCCUGGGACCACCUACUCUGAGUUCUAAAUUUCUGGUGGGGGGUGGGAGGGCACAGGGAGGAUGAGGACAGAGUUGGGUUUUUUAUUGGGGGGCGGUGUAGGGAGCAGUAUGACACUAGGCAAAUCACUUCUCUAGGACUCAAUUAUUCUCUGUAAAAUUAAGGAAUUGAAGCCCCUUCUUAUUCUAAAUCUAUGAUUUUAUGCUCCUUUGUGGGACCCUGGACAAGUCACUUCCUGUUCUCGGGUCUGUUUCCUCUUUUGAAAAAUGAGGGGCGGGGGGUGGGGAAGAGGUUGCCCUCGCUGACCAGCAUCCUAUGAGACGAUGUCUAUAGUAUCACAGACUGGGAAAGCCCCUCCCCCCUCCCAUUGCCCUAGAGAUGGAGACCUCCAUGUAAAUGCUGACUGUAAAUAAGAUAGUCGCUUGGCUAUUGUGCCACGGAAUCUGAAGAGCACAAAAGAUGCUGGGAUUGCAGAAACCUUGGAGCUUUAAAGAAGUGAAUAUUCCAAGGAAGAGUGACCCUGGAAACCUUGGUGAUGUGAGAGGCUAGCACAUCCCAUGGCUCAGCAGACAGUUUGAAGAGCUGGGUUUCAAUCCUGCUCAGAUAGCUCUCAGAGACCCCGGGCAAGUCAUUUCAUCUCUGUUCGUUUCCUUAUUUGUAAAAUGGAAUUCUAAUAGCACCUCCCUCCCAGAGUGGUUCGGAGGCUAGGGUGGGAUAAUAUAGGGAAAGUGCGAGAGAAAGGUGCUUUUUCAAGGUGGAGCACUUCCGGUUGGUAUUUCCUGGGGCCACAUCCCUCAUCGUUGGCCAGCUUGGUGCUGAGCAAUUUCUUGGGAGUGUUGGCUUGUUUUGCACCAUCCACACACUCCCUGGCUUGAGACCAUGGUUGGCACGAGCUGCCAGGGGGAGGUAAUCUCCAUGGCUUGUGUGUGGUCAUGAGGCUUGAAACUUGGCUGCAGAUGCAUCUCAGGAAAGAAGGUCAUGAUUGAACAUUCUGUGAUUCCUCAUUCACAAAAUCACAAAAUGAUUUACUUAGAAAAGGGGGAAGACCCUUAAAGGAGCUUCUCCUGAGAAGCUGUCCUUCAGGGCAUCCUCUAUAGCCUAUCAUAGUUCUAGUGUGUUUACCGCUGCAGGUAUUAAUGAAAUAGAAAGCAGUAAUGGAGGGAAAGCUUGCAUGUUGAGUAAGCACAUCCUUCUAGGCAGAGAGAGCACUUUUAUUGCAGAAAAAAUGAAUUCUGGGUGAGCACCCACUGCUCCUGCAGGUAGUUGAGGUCUUCGAUGGUUCUCCAUGUCUCUGCUCAUUGUAUCUCCCCCAGCUUUCCUGACAGUGCCAAGAUAACUCUGGAACCCUUGUGGCUGAGUUUGCACAUGCCAUUUGAUGGUCUUUGUUCAUCAGUAUGUGGGGAAAAUGUGUACAGGUGGAAAGGGAGGCUGCUUCCUUCUGAACAGUCAGCACCAAGGCCAAGACCCAGGUGUGGUUAGCCAGAGUUGGUGGUAUGUGAGGAGCUCACGGCUGAGCCGGGGCAGUGUGUGAUCCUUUGCACAGGGAGGCCGGGACAGGUUCAUGCAGGCCAGCAAUGAUAUCCCUGCCCCCCCCCACUGCCCCCUUCCUCACCUCGCACCCUAUGCAGCUGGGUGGGCCAGGGACCUUGGUGGAACUGGGGACUUGUACCUGAUAAUUGAAUUUUGUUUGUUGUAGCCAAAAUCAGGGUUUUGCUUACCUCUGAUGGUUGAUAAUCCUGGGAUUGAUAAACUGGGACCCUUCCCCAUGAUUAGGGUGAUCUGUAGUCAGCCCUGCACUGGAAGUGAGCUGGCUUGCUCACUCAGGGCCUUUUUUCCCAUCCCCUCCUCCCACCCCCUUUAGUGCCACAAGAGGGGUUUACGUUUUCCUUUAUCAGUUGGAGAUUUUCAGAUUGCUUUUUCUCAAAAGUGGUGAAGGGAGGAUAGUGUUGCAUAUUGGAUAGUGUUAGGUUGACCUGGACACAAGCCCCACUUCUGUCUGAUAUAUGAUGGCUGUGAGACCCUGGGUCAGUCACUUUUCUCUCUGCUCCAAGACUGUAAGUUGGUCUGGGGAAAAUCAAAUCACAAUAAUGAUCCCUGGGAGGUAGAGUGUAUAGUGGGAAGGUGUUAGAUUGGGAGUCAGAGGGCCUGGGUUCAGACCCAGGCUUUACCACUUAUUCUUUGUGACCCAAGGCAAGGCACUUAGCUCCUCAGUGCCCAAGCCACGCUCUAAGACUUCUAAAUUUCAGAGUGGGUGCUGAGCUGAAUGGGCCUCUUCAGGAAAUCACAGGUGUAUCUGUGGCCCAAACCGAAUCCGGUGUGGGCCACAAAACCGGAAGGCAGGAUGGUGCCGGGUAAACCAGGAGGGUAAGUCUGGCCACGGCGGGUCGGGGCAUAGCCUGUUGCCAGCUGCAGGCUCUGAAGCUCCAGGCCCCAGACAGGAAGGGAACACCCUCUCCCUAUUGGCUCUUCUUGGCAGUGACACAGCCCCACACACAGGCAUGCUGCUCAUGGCUCACUGGGGUCAUCAGAGACCAAGCUCUUCAGAAAAUGCUUGCUUCCUGUUUUGUUCUGUCUCCCCGUGCCCCGCUUUCCUUUACUGAAUAUGAGAACAAGCAGGAUAACGGGUGCAGGGAGAAACGUGCCAACUCCUUCCCUGCCCAUCCCGGAGGCAGGGCUCUGCGCACAGGGCGCCCGACAGCCGCAGCCAAUGCUGCCUUUGCAGCGGCACUCCCAGUAUUCCGUAACCUGCAGGACCAGCAAAUGGCGUUGACCCCGCUGGGCUGGCCUUCAGUGACUCCCUCCAGUCCUUCCUUCACCCACCUUUUGGAACUUCAGUUGUGGUUGUUGUCUGUUGUUUUUGUAAAAGUGUUUUGUUUUCUCAAGUUUCGUAACCUUUGGACCCCGCUCAGAACGGGGCUUCUCAGGUCAUUCUUUUGGAGUAAUUAGACUUGUAGUCUUGGCUAUUUCUGUUUCCGAAGCUCCCUGAGUGAGGUGGGGCCUUCACUAGGGAACCUAUUGUGCAAAUGUUUUGUAGGGUGACAUCAUUAAAAGAUUUAUGAGAA